CUUUUUGACCUUGCAGGUGCUAAUCAUUACUUUACUUUGUGCUCAACUGAUUCCUUGGCCCUGGGUGGAGGUGGUCAUUUUGCGCUAUACUUGGAUGGAGAUCUGUUGAAUGGGUCGAGUUCAACUUCAGAAACUUUUGGCAAUUCCUGUCUUGCACACUCCGAAGACUUUGGGGUCAAGGAGGUUGAGCUGUGGGGGUUUGUCUAUGCUUCGAAGUACGAUGAGAUGGUAACUCUAUGUCGAACAGAGAAACCAGGGAUCUGCAGAUGGUGAAUUGCUGUUGAACGUUUGGAAGGAUUGUGGCAUAUUUAAACCUUCUGUUUGUAGCUAACACAUGUUUGGAGUUAUUGUACACAUGUGACCAGGCAUUCUGUAUAUAAAGAUCACGUAACAUA
This is a messenger RNA of Phoenix dactylifera (date palm), 395 nucleotides long. Lineage: Eukaryota; Viridiplantae; Streptophyta; Magnoliopsida; Arecales; Arecaceae. The record is from RefSeq and is a predicted model, not a curated record.